UACGAUACUUUUGGCCUCAACAUCCGUUUGGGUCAGCGAGUCAACGGCAAAACCCUCAGCGACCGAGCUUCUCCUUCGAUGCUCUCCCAUGACAAUCUUCAGAACCCUAAUUCGAUCCCUUCUCCGGAACCAUGGCUCUCGAUCUCACCUUUCAUGCCGCACUCCAUCUUCUCUUUCUCCCCUCGUUUCCUUCUCCCCUCUCCCUCUAUCUCACUCCACCGUCGCCUCCAAUCCUUUCGCCUUCGUUCUCCCGCUCAACCGUUCGCCUGCUCCGAUCUUGUGCCCUCCCUUUCGAUGGACCCCCUUCUCCGGCCCCCUUUUCCUCUCUUCGCCCCCAUGGAAGCUCUUGCAGUCGGCAACUCCUUUGUAUCUGCGCGGUAAAGAUGCGAUCUUUCCGAAGGAUCUGCUUCAAGUUCGGAGCUUUCCGGUCGAGUUAAGAUUGAUAUCGAUGGGAGAGAUCGAGAGGGGAAUUGUAAGGAAUGAAAUUCAAUGGAGAGAGGAACCCAAGGAAGUCGGUUCUGAAAGGAUUGAUGAGAAACUCUUAAAUUUGCCUAAUUUGGUCUCGAUCAGCAGGAUGGUGUCGGGUCCUAUAAUCGGAUGGAUGAUUAUAAAUGAGUGGUAUCUUCCUGCUUUCGGUGCAUUGGUUGUCUCUGGAGCAACUGAUUGGUUGGAUGGUUUCCUUGCAAGAAAGAUGGGUAUUCAUUCAGUCUUUGGUUCCUACCUUGAUCCACUAGCUGACAAGGUUUUAAUUGUCUGUGUUGGAUUGGCUAUGUUAAAAAAGGAUCUACUAAAUCCUAUGCUUGUGGCCUUGAUCGUUGCAAGAGAUGUAGGUCUUAUUGGUGGUGCAUUUUAUAAAAGAGCUGCAAGUUUGGGAUGGGAGUGGAAGAGUUGGUCUCAGUUUGUAAAUCUUGAUGAAAUGCAUAGGCACAAGGUAGAGCCUCUCUUAAUAAGCAAGGUGAACACAGUCUUCCAGUUGCUUUUAGUUGCUGCUGCUCUUCUUCAGCCUGAGUUAGGGAAUAAAGAAACUCAGGUUUACAUAACCUACUUGAGUUGGUUGGUCGCUUCAACAACGUCUGUCUCUUCGAUCGCAUACAUAGUUCAAAAUCUUCAUAGAUGAUCUGCUUUCCACUGCAGAUCAUUGUGGUUGGUGAAGAAGUACCAACGGUGCUUCCUCUUGUUCUUUGAGGGCAUUUCAUGAAGUCUUCAGAAUUGAUCACAAGCUUGUGGUUCCAUGUUCUCUAUCACAAAUAGCAGGCCCAGCGGAUGAGAUACAUGUAUACUUUUUUUUUUUAUUUGAAAAAAAAGAGUCAAAAUCCUUUCAUUUUGAAGGCAAGAGUUCUUUUUCCCCUCGUAAUAGUGGAUGAAGUGCCCUUAAUCCAUGCAGAUUAGCUAACACUCAUGUUUGUAUCUGCCAUUUGUGUCUAAAUGCAGACAGAAAUCAGUGAUAUUUCAAAUUUAAUCUCAAAGAUAAUUUGAACUCGUGAUUUGAAGUUAUUGGUUUACCUAGCAAACAAUAUAUUAGUGACAUAAUUUACUGGAUUGUGA
Molecule: messenger RNA, 1545 nt
Organism: Zingiber officinale
Lineage: Eukaryota; Viridiplantae; Streptophyta; Magnoliopsida; Zingiberales; Zingiberaceae
Product: CDP-diacylglycerol--glycerol-3-phosphate 3-phosphatidyltransferase 1, chloroplastic-like
Exons: 8
Coding region: 89-1117 (342 amino acids)
Biological process (GO): cardiolipin biosynthetic process
Cellular component (GO): mitochondrion; membrane
Molecular function (GO): cardiolipin synthase activity
Source: RefSeq, a predicted model, not a curated record